Microthlaspi erraticum is the source of this 528-nucleotide messenger RNA. Lineage: Eukaryota; Viridiplantae; Streptophyta; Magnoliopsida; Brassicales; Brassicaceae. The record is from the annotation of a GenBank genome assembly.
AUGUUGGCGGCUCUCCGAUCUCGGUGUUCUUCUCUUCCCUCUCCUGCUACGAAUCGCAUCUUCGCUUCUUUUUCCUCGGCCCCCCGCGCCUAUGAUAUCUCAGAUGUUCUCACGGUUCCGGAAGUGGAGAAGAUACUCGCCGACGUGAAAGCAGAUAACGUCAAGGUGAUUCCCACGCACAAUCAGUCUUGCUGGUCCGAUUUCACCAUCAUCGCCACCGGACGAUCCGAUUGGCACUUGAAGAAUAUCGCUCAGGCUCUUAUCUACAAGGCCAAGCAAAAGCAAGAAGGAGCCAAACAAGUAACGCUUCCUUCUGUGCAAGGUUACAACAGCAAGUGGGUUGUCAUAGACUGCGGAAAGUUUGUAGUUCAUGCACUUGAUGAGAAGGCUAGAGUUUAUUUCAAUUUGGAAAGCCUUUGGACUGCUGAAGCAUCAUCAUCUGCUAAUGAUAAUUCCGAUAAGGAACUGCAAAAGGCUUUUGUAAAAGUCCGACCCAUAAACAACUCCAAAAGGAAAGUGAAAUCUUGA